Molecule: messenger RNA, 1762 nt
Organism: Alosa sapidissima (American shad)
Lineage: Eukaryota; Metazoa; Chordata; Actinopteri; Clupeiformes; Clupeidae
Product: interferon-induced protein 44-like
Exons: 8
Coding region: 223-1569 (448 amino acids)
Molecular function (GO): GTP binding
Source: RefSeq, a predicted model, not a curated record
AGGUUCAAGUGUUCAACAAGGAUCAAGUAGGUUGAACUUGUAAAGUCUAGCAUACCACUUGACUUGACAAGUACAGCUGUGAUAGACAAAGAAACAAAUAGCCUAAUCCGCAAAGUCCAUCGGUUUCGAUUCAUAGUAAACUUUUAACAUAAACAAACCAAGCUGUGGAUCCUGGAGCUCUAAAACUGUGUUUUGUAGGUCUCCAUCGGUAUAAGGACCAUCAUGAGCGUCAUAACAUCCAAACUGACCAGAGAUCAAGAGAGGAUGAUCUGUUCUAUGUUUGGCUAUGCCAAACUUAAUCUGAUAUACAAAGCUAGUGUCCAUAGCUAUAAUAAUAAUAACUUUCACUAUAAGUGCAACCAACAAGGCCCUACCCUGACUGUUGCCUACAACAACACAGGAUUCAUAUUUGGGGCAUACAUUAGUAAAGAUUAUGCACAAACAGGGCAAAAUAUUGUCGAUGAAAAGGCUUUUUUGUUCAGCUUUGAUGGAAGAGAGCAAAACCCCGAGCCUUAUCGUGUUACAAGUACUGGCCAGUACUCCUUCAAUGAUGGAGACACUGGGCCCAAUUUUGGGUCUCUGGUCUUCCUCUUCAACAAUGAAGCUGCCAUCCAAAGUAACCCAGGGAAUUUCUUCAACUUCGAUCCAUUAAAAAUGCAUGGAAAUGAUUUGGUACUGACUGAGUGUGAAGUCUACAGAGUUGAGGAGUGUGAUGCUCUCUUGGCAAAGCCUUGGAGGAAUGUCACAUGGAAUGCUGAGUGUAAAAAAGGCCUAAUGGAAACCAUUGCAAACUGGAAGUCUGACAUUAACUCAGUGAGCCAAGCCCGGAUACUGCUUGUUGGGCAGGUGGGGGCUGGGAAGUCGAGCUUCUUCAACUCUGUCAGUUCAGUAUUCAAAGGUCAUGUGACAAGUCAGGCCAACACAGGCACUGCAGGGACCAGUCUGACCACACAGUUCCGCACCUACUCUAUCAGAGGAGGACACAGUAAGAAGCCCCUGCCAAUUGUUCUGUGUGACACCAUGGGACUGGAAGAGGGCUUAAAUGCUGGUUUGGAUAUAGAAGAUUUCACAAGCAUUCUCAAGGGACAUGUACAAGACCGCUACCAGUUCAACCCAUCAAUGCCCUUGCAAGAGGAGGCUCCUGGUUUCCGCAAAUCUUUCACACUGAAGGACAAGAUCCACUGUGUGGUCUAUGUGAUAGACACCGCCAAAGUCAAACUCCUCCCAGCCAGAAUGAUAGAGAAAUUUGCUGCUUUCCGCAGGAAAACCAACCAGCUAGGUAUUCCUCAGCUCGUGCUCAUGACCAAGGUGGAUGAGGCCUGUCCCUUAGUUGCAGAGGACCUGAAAACUGUUUACUGCAGCAAGAACAUUGAGGCAAUGAUGCGUGAGGUUGCUGCCCAGCUGGGCAUGUCCAUGUCAGCUGUGAUUCCGGUGAAGAAUUACAGUCAGGAGCUGGAGCUGGACCUGCACACAGACAUCCUGCUGCUCAACUCUGUCAUCCAGAUGCUUUGGGUGGCAGAAAGCUACUGCGAUGAUCUCUUCCUGGACGAAGAAGAGAAGGCUGACUAGAACUUGCAUUUAGUGAAGCUCUGACUUAUUUGCAUUGCAUUUUUAAGAAUCCUUAUGCUGCAGGUUCCCUUUAUCUCCUAUCACCUUACAAGUUCAUGUGUUCAAGGAAAUGGUUCAUGUAGAUCCGCCACAGUUCAAACUGUUUUUUUUCCUGAGGUACCAACAUAUACAAAUUAAAUGCAAGUCAACAUUA